AUGAACCCAGUGCCCGCGGCUCUGCAGCCUCCAUUGAAGCCAGUGCCCGCCAUACUGCACUCUCCAUUGAACCUUGAGUCCGUGGUACUGCAGUUGCCAGUAAAACCAGUGCCUGGAGCAUUGCAGACUCCAGUGAAACACGUGCCCACUGCACUGCAGCCUCCAGUUAUUCCAGUGUUCCGUGCACUUAAGUCUGCAGUGAACCCAGUGACCACGGAACUGCACCCUGCAGUGAACCCAGCUCCGACUACACUGCAGGUUCCUGGGAUCCCAGUGCCCAUGGACCUGCAGCCUCCAGUGAACAAAUUGCCCGCGGCAAUGCACCCUGCAGUGAACCCAGUGACCGCGGCAAUGCAGCAUGCAGUGAACCCAGGGCCUGCGGGUCUCUACCUCCAGAGAGGCCAGUGUCCCUGGCACUGCACCCUCCAGUGA
This is a messenger RNA of Acinonyx jubatus (cheetah), 432 nucleotides long. RefSeq lists its product as uncharacterized. The record is from RefSeq and is a predicted model, not a curated record. Lineage: Eukaryota; Metazoa; Chordata; Mammalia; Carnivora; Felidae. The coding region runs from base 1 to 432 and encodes 143 amino acids. The transcript has a single exon.